Messenger RNA from Medicago truncatula (barrel medic), 881 nucleotides. RefSeq names its product rRNA N6-adenosine-methyltransferase METTL5. Gene Ontology annotation, biological process: rRNA methylation. Lineage: Eukaryota; Viridiplantae; Streptophyta; Magnoliopsida; Fabales; Fabaceae. The record is from RefSeq and is a predicted model, not a curated record. Gene Ontology annotation, molecular function: rRNA (adenine-N6-)-methyltransferase activity; nucleic acid binding. The transcript has 8 exons. Bases 42 to 683 code for a protein of 213 amino acids.
AGAAGUAUCACUGAAAGAGUAGUAAAGUUUUGCGCAGGAAAAUGAAGCUGAAAGAGUUAGAAGGUCACCUUGGUUCUCUUGACCAAUUCCCUCAACCAAAGAUUGAGCUUGAACAAUACCCAACUGGACCUCACAUCGCUUCUCGUAUGCUUUUCACUGCUGAGAAUUCUUUUGAUGAUGUGAGCAACAAAGUAGUAGCUGACUUUGGAUGUGGUUGUGGUACUUUAGGCAUUGCAGCUGCCCUUUUGAGUGCAGAACAUGUUCUCAGCAUUGACAUUGAUCCAGAAUCUCUUGAAAUAGCAUCUCUUAAUGCUGAGGAACUUGAGCUGGACAUGGAUUUUAUUCAAUCUAAUAUCAUGGACUUGAGAUGGAGAGGUCCAAUUGUUGAUACAGUUAUUAUGAAUCCUCCAUUUGGAACUCGGAAAAAGGGUGCAGAUUUGGAUUUUCUUUCUGUUGCUAUGAAGGUUGCUUCUCAAGCUGUUUAUUCUUUGCAUAAGACUUCAACAAGAGAUCAUGUGAAACGUGCAGCCUUGAGGGAUUUCAAUGCUAGAAGUGCUGAAGUUAUCUGUGAGCUUCGGUUUGAUGUACCGAAAUUGUACAAAUUUCAUAAGAAGAAAGAGGUAGAUAUUGCUGUUGAUCUCUGGCGUUUUGUACCUGCAAGUCAUCAAAGCAGAGGCAUUUAGCGUAGACAGAAUUUGUGCGAUAACACAAUAAAUUAUGAUGAUAAGAUUGAAAAUUAAAUAUGAAGUUUUGUCAUGAGCUCUUGUCAGACCAAGGGUGAUUCCUCUUUUGUAAUUGUGCUCAACUUAUGAAUUAAAUCGUUUUUUCAUGAGAAUAUCUUAAAUUGGUAAAAAUAUUUACUCUAGUUAAUUAUCACCAAA